AUGGUACUUGACUCAGGAGUCAUGGAAUGGAGCAGAGGUUGCAAAUUGGCUUACUGUUCCCAGCCUCCUUGGCUUAUGAAUGCAACUGUGCAGGAGAAUAUUUUAUUUGGACAAAGUUACAAUUGGAGGAAAUAUAAGAAAGUCCUACAUGCUGUUGGGUUAAAUUUUGAUUUGACGAUGUGGCCUGCCCGUGAUCGGACAGAAGUUGGUGAACAGGGCAAUCUGCUUACUGAGGGUCAGCGACAACGAAUCAGUCUUGCCAGAGCGCUCUACUCAUCAGCCAACACCAUUAUCAUGGAUGACCCUUUUGCUACAAUAGAACCACAUCUUGCCCGCAGUGUCUUUGACGAUGCUGUCGUCCGAAAAAUGAUAAAACGUAAGCGGACGGCGAUCUUAGUCACUUCCCAGGUGCAUCACAUUAACAGUGCCAGUCAGAUUAUUGUUGUAAAUCGACACCAGAUUCAGUGCCAGGGAAAACUAAGUGACAUUAAACGACAAGCCCCUGAUUUAUACGAAAGUUGGAGAAGGAUCCUUAGGGAGAGCAAGAAAAACGUUGUCCCUGAAAGGUACAUCGCUUUCUUACAGCAUGGCCUUUUACACUUUUCUAUCUCAGCCUGUCAGUUAUCUAUCUAUCUAAUGUUCAUUGUCUAUCUAUCUAUCUAUCUAUCUAUCUAUCUAUCUAUCUUAUGUUCAUUGUCUGUGUAUCUAUCUAUGUAUCUCUUUUCAUUAUCUAUUUAUCCAUCUAUCUAUCUAUCUAUUUUAGUUUGUUCAUUAUUUAUCUAUCUCUGCCUGUCAGUUAUCUAUCUAUCUAUCUAUCUAUCUAUCUUCUAUCUUCAUUGCCUGUCUAUCUAUCUAUCCAUGUUUAUUGUCUGUGUAUCUAUCUAUGUAUCUCUGUUCAUUAUCUAUCUCAGUACGUUAUCUUUACUGCCAAGGAAUUAG
Acanthosepion pharaonis is the source of this 939-nucleotide messenger RNA. The record is from the annotation of a GenBank genome assembly. Lineage: Eukaryota; Metazoa; Mollusca; Cephalopoda; Sepiida; Sepiidae.